UGAUGUCGCCCCUCCUGCGGCACCUUCAUGGAGUUACGAGGGCGAAGGAGGUCCCGAGAACUGGGCGACGCUGUUUCCCAAUUAUUGUGCUAGCAGCAGUCAGUCCCCGGUCGCCUUGAAUGGACUCGAAGCCACUGCCAAGAGUUCCUCCGACGCCUGGGUGCUGGACAAAUACGACACCGUCCCUACUGAUCUCACGAUUAAAAACAAUGGACACUCAGCCCAGGUUGCAUGGACCAUCACAGACAUCGCGGAGCUUCCCUCGGUCAGCGGCGGAGAGUUGGGCGGGCAGUACACUUUCGCCCAGUUUCACUUCCACUGGGGCAGCAUCAGCACGCAGGGAUCCGAGCACACCAUCAAUGGACACGCAUAUGCUGCCGAGCUUCAUCUGGUGCACUUCAAGACUGAGUACGGUUCCCUCACCGAAGCGGUCGCGCACAAUGACGGUCUUGCUGUGUUGGGCAUUAUGCUCCUGGGCGGUCUAGUCGACAAUCCCAAACUCACACCGAUCAUCGAUGGGCUCGCUACCAUCACGAAUGGAGGUACCGAAGAACACCUGGCGACAAUGCUUCCUCUCCAAGACCUCCUGCCGCCGAACACCAACACCUUCUACAGGUACUCAGGCUCCUUGACGACUCCCACCUGUAACGAGGUCGUCACCUGGACUGUCUUCCAAGAACCCAUAAGCAUUUCCGAGAAUCAGCUUGAGGAAUUCCGCAAGCUUCUCGGAGAUGAUGGACAGCACCACAUUGUCGACAACUUCCGCCCCGUCCAGCACCUCAACGGCCGCACG
Penaeus monodon (black tiger shrimp) is the source of this 793-nucleotide messenger RNA. RefSeq names its product carbonic anhydrase 7-like. NCBI's taxonomy places the organism in Eukaryota, Metazoa, Arthropoda, Malacostraca, Decapoda, Penaeidae. The record is from RefSeq and is a predicted model, not a curated record. Gene Ontology annotation, molecular function: carbonate dehydratase activity; zinc ion binding. Gene Ontology annotation, cellular component: plasma membrane.